AUGAUGGAUCCCGCUGCAGAGAUUCCCCAAGGCCAAGACUGGCCGCGUGUGGACGACAGGAGGCUGCAGCGUUCCAUGCCGCCGGCACUCCCCGUGUCCAAGGUGCUCGACGAUGACAACCUGCUAAUCGAGAUCCUCGUCCGUCUCCCUCCCAAGCCGUCCUCCCUACCCCGCGCGUCUGCCGUCUCCAAGCGCUGGGGCAGCAUCCUCUCCGACCCUGUGUUCCACAAACGCUUCCGCAAGCACCACCAGAAGCCCCCUCUUCUCGGCUUCUUCAACGGGUGUGCUAACUGCUUCACUCCCAUCAUGGGCUCGCCCAACCGCAUCCCUGCUGCCCGUUUCUCCCUGCCCAAGAGCGCCAUACCCUACAAUGACUACGGGGUCUUCAGGGGCUGUCGCCACGGCCUCGCUGUCCUAAUCGAUGGCCGGGUGCCUGAGACUGUCGUGUGGGAUCCCCUCACUAGCGAACAACACAUCGUGGCUUUUCCACAAGGGCUCGACGAUGCCUUACCGGGGCAUUUGUGUACCUGGCAUGGCGCGGUGUUGUGUGCUGAUGCCGAUGAUGGGCAUGUCCAUGGAGAUUGCUUCUCGAGCCCAUUUAAAUUGGUUUUGGUCUGCUGUGGUGGACACAAUACACAUGCAUUUUGUUCUGUCCAUGACUCAGCCUCUCGUGUUUGGGGAGAUGUUUUCUCGACCGUGAUAACAAAUAGAAGUUCUGUGUUAAUAAGGCCCAACAUCCUAGUCGGGAAUGCACUUUGCUGGUUGAUUUCUCAAGGUGGUAUCUUUGUUUUAGAUUUCAAAACUCAGAGCCUUGAUGUGAUCGAGAAGCCAGUAGAUUGCCGUGGUCCCGAUGGGUAUUUUCAGCUCUUACGAAUGGAGGAUGGUGGACUUGGCCUCGCUGUUUUGUUGAACCUGACCAUCCAAUUAUGGGAGAGGAAAUCCAAUUGCAAUGGUAUUGUCGAAUGGGUGUUGUUGCGGAAAACCAUUCCACUAGAGGGGAUGUUUCCAAGGAAAUUGGAUUUUGCAUUUUUCAUUGGGUAUGAUGAGGACACAAAUGUGAUUGUUCUCUCUACGAUUAUUGGCCAAUUCAUGCUCCAACUUGAUUUAAUGCAGAGCAAACAUAUUGUGAUAACUAAUAACAGCAUAUCUUAUGGCACCUUUUACCCCUACUCGAAUUUCUAUACUGCAGGUAAUACCUCCCUGUCUACAUUGCACACGCAAAAGUAG
Messenger RNA from Triticum aestivum (bread wheat), 1227 nucleotides. RefSeq lists its product as uncharacterized. Gene Ontology annotation, molecular function: protein binding. Lineage: Eukaryota; Viridiplantae; Streptophyta; Magnoliopsida; Poales; Poaceae. The coding region runs from base 1 to 1227 and encodes 408 amino acids. The record is from RefSeq and is a predicted model, not a curated record. The transcript has 2 exons.